Molecule: messenger RNA, 1260 nt
Organism: Closterium sp. NIES-65
Lineage: Eukaryota; Viridiplantae; Streptophyta; Zygnematophyceae; Desmidiales; Closteriaceae
Source: the annotation of a GenBank genome assembly
AUGUUUAUCACUACCGGCGGCAAUGUUGCCCCACAGAGUCCCCCCCUGGUCGUCCCCUCGGGCCCGGUUUCCCCCAUCUCUCCGCUCCCCGUGCCCCCGCCAAGCAUCAUCAUCCCUCCGCGCGAGCUCGCGCAGUCCGCCGCGUAUGCCGGCGGAGCUCGCGGAGCGUUUGCGCAGAAGCGCGGCGGGGUAGAGCAGCCGUCGGGGCUUCCGCCGUCGCUUCCGCCGUCGCUCGUUCAUUGGCCGUACGCGACGCACAUGCCCGCCGUGUCCCCGGGUUUCACGCACCUCCCGAAAAGCCACUCCGACGGCAACAACGCGCCGCCCACCGCGUCUCCCGCUACACAGGGGCGGAUGCGCCACGAGAACUGGGGGGAAAUCGGCUCCCCAUGGCAAGGGGAAGGGGGAAGGGGAAUCUCUCCGGGGAUGACUCCGGGCGUGGCGGAAAGCCCAGCGAGCGGCGGAAGCGCGGGGUGGCCGGCGGGCAGUCACGGGAAGGUGACACGUGUCCCAUCGGGUGAAAAUAGACCUAUUCCGGCCGGGCUCGCUGAGGGUGGAAGCAGCAAUCAAGCAAUCCACGUGGACAGUCUCGCUCCUCACAGCGCCUUGCCACGUGUCCCCAUGCCUGUGCAUGGAAGCCUGCUUCUGCCCAUGCAUCACUGCCGGCCGUAUCGCCCACGCCCUCGAUCCUACUUCCACCACCCCUGCUGCGGGCGCCCUGCUCUACUCCCUCCUCUCCUGCUUCCUCUCCUGCCAUGUACGCUCUUCUUCCCCAACAGAUUCUCUGCUUGCUUACUCCUGCUUACUCCUGCUUACUCCUUUGACUCAGGAGUAGCUGCUCUGCUUCCCUCCCUUCUCUCUUCCCCCCUCUCACACGCCUUUUUCUGCCUACUGCCUUCCCACCACAUCCCACCACUUCCCUCGCACCAUCCACCCCCUCAUAUUCUCUCGCGCCUCCCCGCUUUUCCCGACCCUGCCAUUGUGUUCUCUGCGGUGCUGCGCGGCCGAGUGCGACAGCGGUACAGCCUGCCUGAAGCUCCGUUGGGGGGAGUGGAGGACUGCUGCACGCACUGCUGCUGCAACGCAUGCGCGCUCAUGCAGGAAAUGCAGGAGAUGCAGGUGCAUGGAGACAUACCCGCUGUGAAGGUCACACCAGCACCACACAGCGGCACGGAUGGAGAGGGAGGGAACGGUGCAACCGCGAGAAAGCGUGGAAAGGUUGGGGCCGCUCUCAGGGCACCCACUGUUAUCACCAUGUGA